AUGGCGGCUAUGUAUCGACUGAAAACACUCAUUUCUAUAUCGGCAGGUCUGGCAGAUGUGAUUACAAGGGCCAUGACGUGGACAAAGGAGAACGUGACGGUCAACAAACUUGAAACGUCAAGAGAGAGAUCAGGACAAUCAGUAGAAAAAGAGGCCGUUGAAGGAAAUGAGAAACUCUCGAAGGAAUCUGAAGUCAAACAACGACAAAAAAUUGUAAAUUGGAAAGAAGUGAUGCCGCUUGAAGGUGAGGAUAAAACUCAAAGACAGGAGGAUGUGAAAGUAGAGAAAUCGAGGAAAAAAACGGAAGCCGAGGGAAGAACGCCAAAAAGAAAUAUGUUCUCUUCUCACAUUGCCGAGUACUCCGUUGGUGAAGCAGUUGAAUGGCUUAGAAAUUUCUCUGGACUUAUAGGGCGUACGGCCAGCCGUGGCAAAUACGUUUCCAGAGGGGAAAUCGCAAGGUCCGCAUUCAUUGCUCUUCCUUAUGAAGACUAUAGUGAAGUGAUCAAUGCUCCUACAAAUCCGGCAAAAACAGCUUUUUUCGAAGCUUUAAUGGACCCGAUACAAUAUCCGGAAUGGUUCACAGACUCUGACAUGAAACCAUGGAAAACUAUCUUGCUCUAUGGCCCACCAGGCACAGCAACAGUCGUCUUUAUCGAUGAAGUAGACAGCCUCUGUCGCACAAGGUGUGCCAGCGAGGAUGACGCCAAUCGGCGAGUGAAAACAGAAUUGCUUGUACAAAUGCAACGUCUUCAAACAACUUCGGAUGUCGUAUUGGUUUGCGCGACGAAUUGCCCAUGGGAUCUCGAUCCGGCUUUUUUGAGAAGAUUUGAGAAAAAGAUAUACGUUGGACUUCCUGAUCUUCAAUCUAGAAUUGUAAUGCUUAAAGCACGUCUUCAGAAUACAACAAUGGAUCCGAGUGUGUCUAUGGAAUGGAUUGGUAAUGUUACGAACGGUUUUAGUGGAGAUGACAUUCGUCGGUUCGCUAUUGAAUUGGCCUAUACUCAAUUUAGAUAUUAUAAGGUGCGAUCUACAUUGAAGAUCCUAUUGAUUUUACUGUUAUAUCGUUGUUACAUCUGGUUCAUUCGAUCUAAACGUAAUCAAAUUUUUUACAGAUGUGAUCAGAAUCAUUUCUUAUCUCAUCGGGGGUGGGGGGUGACUCCCUCUGCAUGGAAUUUCUGA
Molecule: messenger RNA, 1179 nt
Organism: Angiostrongylus costaricensis
Lineage: Eukaryota; Metazoa; Nematoda; Chromadorea; Rhabditida; Metastrongylidae
Source: the annotation of a GenBank genome assembly